This is a messenger RNA of Monomorium pharaonis (pharaoh ant), 1796 nucleotides long. RefSeq names its product rRNA N6-adenosine-methyltransferase ZCCHC4. Gene Ontology annotation, cellular component: nucleolus; cytoplasm. NCBI's taxonomy places the organism in Eukaryota, Metazoa, Arthropoda, Insecta, Hymenoptera, Formicidae. The transcript has 4 exons. Gene Ontology annotation, biological process: rRNA methylation. The coding region runs from base 196 to 1725 and encodes 509 amino acids. Gene Ontology annotation, molecular function: nucleic acid binding; zinc ion binding; rRNA (adenine-N6-)-methyltransferase activity. The record is from RefSeq and is a predicted model, not a curated record.
UUUAUUUAAUAAUAAAUAUAAUUAUAAAAUUAAAAAUUUAAGCUUAUUUCGAUUCGAUCAAUAGUUUAAAACCAGGCAAUCAUAUUUGGCGCCAAAUGGCUCUGCUCAAGCGAUAAAAAUCGUCAUGUUGGCAUCUAUGAACACAACUAAACCUGAGCUGACCUGAGCUUCUGUGUAAAUUGUUUACAUGACAGAAUGAACGACGCACGUGGUUUAGAAUUUUCGUGGAAAAAUCCCAUAAAUCAUCCACAAUGUCCCCAUGGACCAACAUUAUUGUUUGGAAGAUACGUCAAGGAUGAAGUAGAGAAAUUUUAUGCGUGCUCCGCCUGUCGUGACAGAAAAUUGUGUAGAUUCUAUUUAAAAUAUGGACAGGAAUUGUCGAAAUCUCAAAAGCGUAUGUGGGAGCUGGAAAAUAAGAAGUACACUCGGCAUUAUGUUCAUCGAGAAUUAUAUAUUCGUUUUAACAAGCUCAAGCUGGAACCUGCGAAGAACAGACAUUACUGCCACAGUUGUGAGAAAUUAAUAUUUAAUUCUGAAAAGGAUAAGCAUAUGGAUCAUGAGAUCACAGAGAAUUUAACUGAUUAUCAACUGCAUCAUCCGACAAAACUUUUAAAACCUUUGGAGAAUCCAAAAAAGGAAGCUCAAUAUUUAUUUUCUAAAAAGUCUACGGAAGAUAUAAUAAAUAUGCUACUGAAACUUGAAGCUAAACAAAUUCUUUGUAUUGGCACCCCAAGAAUACAUGAAUACAUAAUCGAGCAUCAUACAGAUAGGAUGUCGUCUCUUCUUUUAGACUUUGAUGAAAGAUUUCAUAAUUUUUUUGGACCACUAGAGUAUUGCUGGUACAAUAUUUUCAAUCAUCACUUUUUCAAUAAAAAUGCUGUUAAUGUAUUCAAAGAUUUUCUUACUCAAAAUGAAGGAAAGGACACUUACUUAAUAUGCGAUCCUCCGUUUGGUGGCCGCUUGGAACCCAUAUCAUACACAAUAAAAACCAUAUCUGACCUGCAUAGAAAAUUGAACGGACGUAUUUAUAAUGAUAAUUUUUUCUUGAAAAUCAUAUUUAUAUCUCCAUACUUUAUGGAGCACAUAAUGAAAGAAAAGAGCAAUCCACCACAAGAGACUGGUGGCCUCAGAAAUUUAAAGAUGUCUGAUUAUAAAGUGGAUUAUGAUAAUCAUCCCUUAUUUAUAUCAGAGAAACGUGGUAGAAAGCAGGGCUCUUCAGUGAGAAUUUUCACUAAUAUACCAUUGAAUCUAUUGGAGCUUCCUUCGUCCGAUGGGUAUAAAUUUUGUCAAGAUUGUGAAAAAUGGAUUUCUAGCGAAAACAAGCAUUGUAAGAAGUGUAAAGAAUGUACCUCCAAAGAUGGCCAAACGUACAAGCAUUGUGACAUAUGCAAACGAUGCGUAAAACCUACUUGGAAACAUUGUCGAAUUUGCAAAAGAUGUAUGUUAGAGAAACAUACGUGUGGUCCAAUACCGAAUAUUGUAGGAAGGUGUUUUAACUGUGAUAAAUUAGGUCACACUAAAAAAGAAUGUCCUAAUUUUACUGAAGUCGGAAUUGAAACAUAUGUAAAGAAACGCAAAGCAGACUGUAAAUUAGAAACAUCUUCAAUUAAGAAAAGUAAAAUUAGACCUUCCAAGAAUUUCAUUGUUAAACGAAAAGCUGUCAUAGUUGAUAAAAAGAAAAUCUUAAAAUUAAAAAAAAAGAUCUUAAAAAAUAAAAAGUCGUAAGGACUAAAAUAAAGAUUAGUAUAAAUUUGUUCAUAUAAUACAGUAAGUGUGUAAUUAUAUAUGUACAUAUA